AGGCGAUUGAUUUGAUCAAGAUCUAGCCGUCUGAAUCGGAUAUCAUUUCCUUUUCCCGGCGCUUUUCGGCUUUUUCUUAGAGUUCCUUUCUUUUCCUUCAUUUCCAUUCCUAUUCUUAUCCCCUCUCCAUCUUCUCGACUUCACCCUUCUUCUCUUAUCUUCUCUUCACUGUCACUGUCACUCUCAUUCUCCAUGGCCUCCUCCUCUGCUGCUAAUUCUUCUGCUUUAUGCGAGAAACAGAUCGUUUCAGCUUCGUCUUUUGAUGCUGCUGUUGAUGACUCUUUCGAAGACGCUUGCAGUAUCUGUCUCGAGCCUUUCUCCGCUGCCGACCCUGCCACUGUUACUAGCUGCAAACAUGAAUAUCACCUUCAGUGUAUCCUGGAAUGGUCCCAAAGAAGCAAAGAGUGUCCAGUCUGUUGGCAACUAUUUGUCCUGAAAGACCCAGCCAGCCAAGAGCUUCUAGCUGCUGUUGAUAGUGAAAGGUGCUCCAAGUCAAGGAACAUAGCUCAUCAGGAAUUUGAUUUUGGAAUGGAUCCCACUUACAUGGAUUAUGUUGAAAUUGAAGAGCAUGCUAUGCAUCGUCUAGCUACUGCACGUUAUUUUCAGAGAAGAGAGAUGCAAAGAGCUUCUGGACUUGAUCGUUCACAACUUCUUGUUUUUACUUCUGGCGCAAAUGUGCCUGGAAUGCUGUCAUACAACACAAGUUCACAAGAUUCUAGUCUCUCAUCAUCUGGGGGGGAUUCACCUACUUCUGGCAUACAAUCAGCUGCCAGUAUUCCUCCUUCCUCAUCUCUCCCUGUUACUGCUGAAACCAGAGAUGGCCCUUUUAGACCCAGAGUUCUCUUUAGGCAGCCACAACCUGAUAGUCCAAGGAUAUCAAACCCAACUGAGAUACCCACAUUAUCAGAUUCUAUCAAAUCUAAAUGGUCUGCUGCCUCAUCCAGAUAUAAGGAAUCAAUCUCCAAAAGUACCAGAGGUCUAAAGGAGAGGUUGCUUGCUUGUAAUAACUUCAGGGAGUUGAGCAAAGAAGUGCAACGUGAGAUGAGUGCAGGAAUUGCUGGUGUUGCAAAAAUGAUUGAGCGCCUAGAUCUUGCCUCAAAACGAACUGGAACUUCUGUCCCUACUCCUGGUUGCACAGUGGGGACAUCCAGUGACAUAUUCAAAGGAAAGGGUGUGCAAGAGCGUACUAUUAACAAGAAAAGUGGGGAAGUUUCACCUGAUAUAAGUUCAGAUGCACCCCCUUAUAUUUCUGGUACCAACCCAGGUCAAUUGGAAACAUUGCAAGCACAGAGAGGACUUUGACAUUUUGAAGUUUGAGACUGGCCGCAAAUUUUUAUAUUUUCUCGAUUAUGCAAGCGACGAACAGAUCAGUAACCAAAUGCUCUUUGGUAGGCGUCCUGCAUUAAUACCUUAUACCAAGUCAAAAAAUUUGGUCGGCCGGUGAAAACCAUAUCAUAGUUUAUAGAUAUUUCUGCUUCCUUCCAUUAGCUUUUAUUUGUUUGCACCUUCAUUUGAUCGAGAAACUGAUCUUAUCGAAUUGCUUUUGCCAUGGUCACUGGUGCUAAUAAUCUGUCAAAUUAACGAUAAUAUUAAGUGUGUCUGUGGCCUAAUUCAGUGUUAUAAAUGUGUUGUGUCUUUCUUAUUA
Molecule: messenger RNA, 1645 nt
Organism: Mangifera indica (mango)
Lineage: Eukaryota; Viridiplantae; Streptophyta; Magnoliopsida; Sapindales; Anacardiaceae
Product: E3 ubiquitin-protein ligase RHF1A-like
Exons: 8
Coding region: 193-1302 (369 amino acids)
Molecular function (GO): ubiquitin-protein transferase activity
Source: RefSeq, a predicted model, not a curated record